Drosophila willistoni is the source of this 958-nucleotide messenger RNA. RefSeq lists its product as uncharacterized. Bases 121 to 321 code for a protein of 66 amino acids. The record is from RefSeq and is a predicted model, not a curated record. The transcript has 2 exons. NCBI's taxonomy places the organism in Eukaryota, Metazoa, Arthropoda, Insecta, Diptera, Drosophilidae.
CAGACAGAUUGUGUCGGGCAGGCUUUGCUUUAAGAGCCAGCUCACAUUUCACUAAAUUUUCGGCACAUUUCGGCACAUUUGAAAAAAUUUACACAAACUCUAACAAAAACACCAUACAAAAUGCCAAAUAUUGGUGGAAACGAGCGUCCAAUGGCCAUGACAACAAUCGAUGAUAUUGCCUCUGAGCUAGAGCGAACUCAUUUGUCUCGUGCUCCUGAGCUACUGCGGCACUUGGAGACCAUUCACGAGCCGGAAAACGAAAUGGGCCGCUGGAAUGGUAAACGCCUCAAGGAAUCCACCGAUGAUGAUAUGGGCAAAUAAACUAAGAAAUACCGAAUUCCGUAUUUCGAAUUGCAUGUCAUAACACAAUAGAAACAUGCUAAAUGCAACACCUGCCCGCGAAGGUGUUCACCUGGCAAAAUAAUGAACAUUCACUAAAAGGUUUCCCACAUACUCUGCAGAAAAACAAACAAACCCAAACGCAAACCCAAACCCAAACCCAUACCCAAAACCCAGAAAUGGAACAUGCAACAUACAACAUUUAAGGGUUAAACUUGAGUUGUGCUUAAAAACAUAAACAAAUUGUGACAAAGUUACGGAAAUUUAAUUAAAAUCAAAUACUCCAAACACACACAACAACAAGAACAAAUGAGGGUAGCAAAUUGGCAGUCAGGUGUGACUCGGAUAGUUUACUCUAAUGUACAUAUAGUUACCUGUGUAUCCAACUAACAUGGUUUUCCGGGUGCCUGCUAUGAAUUUGGCUGACUGACUGACUAACUGAAUGACUGUCGCCUAGUUUGCCGCGUCGUUUAAUAAACAAAAUGCAAACAAAGUUUAACAGCAAUGACACACACACACACACACAGACUCGCACACCCACUCCAACUCUUUUGUUGGUAUUAUUGUUGUUGGUUUUUAUUAAUAUAAUUUAUGAGCCCGUGUGGUUGUAAGGUGGAAA